AUGGUAUCCGGUGACAAGAUCUACGCGUUGAUUGAUUACGAGGAUCCCUAUGUUCAGCCCCUCAUCCUUGCAGCUCUCGAAAAGCGCUUGCCAGCUUCGACGUACGAACUCAUCACUUCUAUCAGCCAAUUGCCCUCACCUUCAUCUCGGCUUCUACAAUGGGUACAAUAUGAGUCGAUCGACUUCGACCACCUCAUGGACCACUCGUCUACCACGGUCGCCAAUGCAUAUGUUAUUCGAAAAGCCCUGAUUCGGAAACACUAUCUAAGCACUACCAUUGCGAACUGGAUCACCAAGUACCCUGAUUCAAUACUGAAGAAGCACGUCAAGCCCAGUGUGGAGUUCGAAGUCGAUUACGCAGAGUUCCUAGACGAUGCAUUGAUAGAAGCCUGGGACCUGAAAGAGAGCUGGGCAAGAAAUGAAGAAAAGGACGAGAAAGACCGAGAGUGGUGGAUCCUGAAGCCUGGCAUGAGCGACCGAGGCCAAGGCAUCCGCCUCUUCUCAAGCGAAGAAGAAUUGACAAGCAUCUUCGAAGAAUGGGACCCACCAUCAGACGACGAAGACGAAGAAGGCGACGCACGAAGCGAUGCCGCCGACGACAACGACGGCAUAAUGACCUCCCAACUCCGCCACUUCAUCGCUCAACCCUACAUCCACCCGCCUCUCCUCCUCGCCCCACCAAACACCCCGGACUCAUCCGCAAGCCUCCGCAAAUUCCACAUAAGGACCUACGUCGUCGCCACCGGCGCCCUCAAAGUCUUCGUCUACCGCCCCAUGCUCGCCCUCUUUGCAGCGCGCGCAUACGUCCCGCCCUGGGCCGCCGAGCUCCACUCCGACCGCGCGGAAGCAAUGAAAUCCCACUUGACAAACACAUGUCUGCAAGACAGCGGCGACCGCGAAGGCUCCGUCGGGCUAUUCUGGUCUCUACCAGACGUCCUACCGUCACAACCCGACGUCCCAACUCCAAAGCACUCCGCGGACUGGAAAGAACAAGUCUUCACCCAACUCUGCUCAACCACAGCCCAAACCUUCGAGGCCGCGGCGCGCGGCAUGGGGAUUCACUUCCAGCCGCUGCCUAACGCUUUCGAGAUAUUUGGAUUGGAUUUCAUGGUUAGUGUGGAGGAGGGCAGGGAGUUGGGGGGUGUGGUUGUUGGAGGUUAA
Molecule: messenger RNA, 1161 nt
Organism: Parastagonospora nodorum SN15
Lineage: Eukaryota; Fungi; Ascomycota; Dothideomycetes; Pleosporales; Phaeosphaeriaceae
Exons: 1
Coding region: 1-1161 (386 amino acids)
Biological process (GO): protein modification process
Cellular component (GO): P-body
Source: RefSeq, a predicted model, not a curated record